Messenger RNA from Mytilinidion resinicola, 1872 nucleotides. RefSeq names its product MBOAT-domain-containing protein. Gene Ontology annotation, molecular function: ergosterol O-acyltransferase activity. The transcript has 3 exons. The coding region runs from base 1 to 1872 and encodes 623 amino acids. NCBI's taxonomy places the organism in Eukaryota, Fungi, Ascomycota, Dothideomycetes, Mytilinidiales, Mytilinidiaceae. Gene Ontology annotation, cellular component: endoplasmic reticulum membrane. Gene Ontology annotation, biological process: ergosterol metabolic process. The record is from RefSeq and is a predicted model, not a curated record.
AUGCGAGGCAGCCAUGGCGGCGGAGUUGAAGAAAAGGACACGCACUCGGACGAGGGCUCCACGAGCGUUGAGAGCAGCGUCAAUGGCGACAAAGCCUACGAACCAAUCCACAAGCGCUCUUCCAUUCCCGUUCCCUCCCAUGCGGUACCUUCGCCCAAAGAGAAAGGACAUGGCCGGCCAAAGAGCAUACAGGUCAUAUUGGAGAAAACAAACAAAAAGGGGCGAUACACGUUGACGGCAGAUGAUCCAGAUAUACGGGAGAUACUCCGUCACAGGAUCGAGCAAGACGCUUCGGACGGGAAAGGCAAGAGGAGAUCGCGAUUCCGGGAUCUGGUAUUCACUCGCCAAUUCACGACAUUCGAUCGCCAGAACCCUCUCAGCUCUCAGUCUCCGUUCCACGGUUUCUUCACCCUCUUCUGGCUGGCCAUGGGUCUUCUUCUCAUGCGUGUCGCAAUGCAGAACCUCAAGGCGCAAGGCAGCAUUUUUGGCGGUGCCGAGAUCCUGCAUAUGAUGGUUGAUCGUGAUCUUUUCGUCAUGGGCGUUACCGAUGGUGCCAUGGCUUUUGCCACGAUGCUGUGCUGGGGUCUUCAAAAGAUAAUUUCGAAGGGGUAUUUGACCUGGAAUGGCUCUGGUUGGAUCAUCCAGUCGUUGUUCGAAAUCGGCUUCAUUGGCGGUGUUAUCGAGUGGACGUUUUAUCGCGACUGGCCUUGGACCCAUACUGUAUUCAUUGUACUUCACGCGUUUGUAUUUUUAAUGAAGAUUCACAGUUACUCGUUCUAUAAUGGAUACUUAUCACAGGUUUACCGCCGGAGAUCUCUCCUCGAGCAAAAACUACAGCAACUCGAAGACAUGGAGACUAUCGACAGCCCCUCGGGAGUCUCUAGCCCUCGUGUCACUUUCCAGUCCACUGCUGUCGAUCACUCCAACCCUAAUGACGCAUUUCAACGACGCCGCUCUGUCGGCUCCAAAGCCUCUACAAAUUUCCAAACAGAGCAGUCUGAGAUCGCUGUUAUGGCUUCCACUAUCGAAUCCGGCGAACCUCUCGACGCCGACCAAGUCCUCGCAUUCGGCCGUGUCAUAAAAUCAGAGAUUGCUGGCCUCACCGAUGAACUCAAAGGCAAAUGCACACACACAGUCAACUAUUAUCCUAAUAAUCUCACACUGUCCAACUUUGCGGACUGGACCUGUCUCCCCACCCUCGUCUACGAACUGGAGUACCCGCGUCAAGACCACAUAAAUUGGUGGUACGUUGCCGAAAAAGGCAGCGCGACCCUCGGGGUCAUCUGGGUCAUGAUAAUCAUCUCCCAAGCCUACAUCUAUCCCGUCGUCGCAGAGACAGUCCACGCCAAGGAGGCAGGCAUGAGUCUGCAACAGCGGUGGCGCGACUUCCCGUGGGUCGUAUCGGAUAUGCUGUUCCCGCUCCUCCUCGAACAGCUGCUGUCCUGGUAUGUCAUCUGGGAAUGCCUACUCAACGUCCUCGCCGAGGUCACCUGCUUCGCGGACCGCGGGUUCUACGGGGACUGGUGGAACAGCGUGUCCUGGGACCAGUACGCCCGCGACUGGAAUCGGCCAGUGCACAAUUUUCUCCUUCGCCAUGUGUACCAUUCGAGUAUCUCAGCGUUCCAUCUCAGCAAGAGUAGCGCGACCUUUGUGACAUUCCUGUUGAGCGCGGUCGUCCACGAGGUACUCAUGUUUUGUCUUUUCAAGAAAGUGCGGGGGUAUCUUUUCGCUAUGCAGUUGAGCCAGAUUCCGCUUGCGGCGAUGAGUAGGACUAAGUUCAUGAAGGGGCGGGAUACGCUUGGGAAUCUGAUCUUCUGGAUCGGGUUGUUUGUGGGACCGAGUUUGAUUACGAGUUUGUAUCUUGUCGUUUAG